UUGCCAUUAAAUGGAAGGGAAUGAGCUCGUGGCUUUUCGCCGCCUAAAAAAUCGAAUGUUCCUUCAAAAUUAAAAAGCCAUUUUUCUUCACAAUCCAACGUUUUAGAUCUCAACACCCCAUGUCGAUAUUAUCAACCAUGGAUAUGCCUACCAUCGAUGUCGAGCUUGGGCCUGAGAAGCUUGAAGAUGAGAAACAAGCAGGUCCCUUGUUGCAUUGUGAUCUCUGUGAUACAGAAGUAGUUCACAAGUUGGCUCAAAUGUUCCUUCCAGGUCUAGGCAGUGCUUGUGUUGAUAACACAUCAGGUGAUCUCUUCAAGACGCCUGGUUCAGUGGCUGUUGAUUUGAGAAAGGAAAUGAUAGAGUAUGUUACCCAAAGAAGUGAGUCAUUUGUUGCUGAGUCUGUUAUCUUGGAAGGUGGUCCAGACGGUGAAGAAUCUGACCAUCCUUUUGAUAUCAUAUCUAAUUUCGUUGACGAUUUUGUGAGUUUGAAGAGGAAUCUGUUUAGCCGGGUUUCAGGAUGGCUGCUGAGUGAAAAGAGGGAAGACAAAAUAGAUGAUUUUGUUCAAGAGAUGGAAAUGAAUGGGUUUUGGACACUUGAUAGGAGAGAAACAAUUGCAGAAACUUUGCUCAAGAAUGUUGACUUUGAGAACAAGUAUCAUUGCAGCAUGAGUUUUAAUUCUGCGGAAGAACUUGCCAAUCAUGUUGAUAGCUGCAACUUUAGAUCUGUGAUAUGCGAAAAUGAGGGAUGCAAUUCCAGAUUUUGUGCAGCUCAUUUAAAGAAUCAUGAUUCAAGUUGUCCUUUUAAGAUAAUUUCAUGUGAACAGAAGUGUUCUGCUAGUGUUAUGAGACGUGACAUGGAUAGGCAUUGUAUAACUGUUUGUCCAAUGAAAAUUGUAAAUUGUCCUUUUUAUGCAGUGGGUUGUCGGUCAGCUGUUGCACAAUGUCAGAUUGAAAAACAUCGUUCAGAUGAGAUUAAUUCUCACUUGUGGCACUUGCUUAAAGGCACGUACAAGGAGGCAUCUGGGGAUGAUCUUACUCGACGAGUGGAGCAAAUUGUACAGGCAUCAUCAGGCAACCGUUUAGCAGAGGCUCGGGAUGUUAGAUCUUUGAACUUCAUUGUCAAGGAUAUUGAGGCUAAGCUAGGACCUUUCGAAAUGACUCCUGUAGAGAAAAAUAGUGCGGUGACUGUUGCCAAGGAUGGUGAUAAGGAAGGUGGUGAGACUGAUACAAUUGUCAGUGAAAGGAGCAUGAAGGCUUCAGAUGUUAAUUCAUCAGAUAAAGCUGAAGUGAGUGACAUGGUGAACAUGAAUAAUGCAGAGAAUACCACUAAGAAUGAAGGUAGUGAACUUAGUCCUGUUGAAAAAAAAGGCUCUGAAGAGAGGAUACAAACUUCAGAUAAGGAAUAUUUAUCUGAUAAAACCGAAAUUGGCCCCUUGACUGAUGAGAACAAAGAUGCUGCAGCUGGUGAAUUAAAAAUCGAGGGUAACGAAGCGAGCACUAAAAAACAUAUGGAAAAAUUAUCAAAUGAAGAAGUUAGUGCCAAAAAUGAGGCCAGUGCAGAUAAUAGCAUCAAAUUAAAAUCUAAUGAAGACAGUAAAUUCGAAGAUAAGGACAAAGAACAGAGGAUAGACAAUUCAGAGAAGGAAACUAAGGAUGGUGCAGAGAAUAAUGUUGAGAACAAAGAAAGUGGAGGUGAUGAGUUGAAAAAGAACAUACACACUUCAGAAGUAACUAAGAGUGGUGCAGAGAAUAAUGUUGAGAACAAAGAAAGUGGAAGUGAUGAGUUGAAAAAGAACAUACACACUUCAGAAGUAACUAAGAGUGGUGCAGAGAAUAAUGUUGAGAACAAAGAAAGUGGAAGUGAUGAGUUGAAAAAGAACAUACACACUUCAGAAGUAACUAAGGGUGGUGCAGAAAAUAAUGUUGAGAAUAAAGAAAGUGGAGGUGAUGAAUUGAAAAAGAGCAUACACACUUCAGAAGUAACUAAGGGUGGUGCACAGAAUAAUGUUAAGAACAAAGAAAGUGAAGAUGAUGACUUGAAAAAGAGCACAAACACUUUAGAAGUGUAAAAUUUAUCAAACAAAGUUGCAUGGAAGGGGAUGUACUGUGGAUAGUAAUAUCACUUGACAGGCAAAUAUAGUGAAGACUUUACUUUCAAUGGUGCUCUCCUGCUGAAUCUCUAUAUAUAUGCAGGAAAGGAUUUCAAUUUUGCAAUAACUGAUGACAUGCUGAUUUUUUUAAAGCUUUAAUAUCAUUCUUUUAUAUA
This is a messenger RNA of Cajanus cajan (pigeon pea), 2266 nucleotides long. RefSeq names its product TRAF-like superfamily protein. NCBI's taxonomy places the organism in Eukaryota, Viridiplantae, Streptophyta, Magnoliopsida, Fabales, Fabaceae. The record is from RefSeq and is a predicted model, not a curated record. Gene Ontology annotation, molecular function: zinc ion binding.